Molecule: messenger RNA, 666 nt
Organism: Brettanomyces bruxellensis
Lineage: Eukaryota; Fungi; Ascomycota; Pichiomycetes; Pichiales; Pichiaceae
Exons: 1
Coding region: 1-666 (221 amino acids)
Source: RefSeq, a predicted model, not a curated record
AUGCCAACCGUGAAUAUGCUUGCUUUGAAGCGUGCAUCAGAGUGCAUACGCGUCGCGAGAGGGAUUUUUAUAUUUACAAGAAAUGCAUCUACAAAUAUCUCGGAUCAUCUUCCCAGACCUUCAAAGGAGUACCUGUCUAAAAUGGGUGAGCAACCGGUCCCCGAUCAAAGAGAAAAUGAACAGUUAAAAGUUCUAAAGAAGCUGAAGCAAGAAAAUGACUCAACACUGGAGGAACAAAUACGACGAGCAAUGAAACGAAGGUCUUUGCGAAUGACAUUCUGGGAAAUGUUUCUUAUUACUUUUAUAGGAUCAUGUGCUUUGAAUAUACAAAGAGAGACAAACAGUGCGGAGGAAUACAAUGACAACUACAAGCUGCGAUUUGAACACUUUGAGAGGAUCAUCAAAGGUUUAUCUCAGGGAGAUGUAACCAUUGAAGAGAUUGAGGAAGACUUAGAUCCUCUUAAUGAGAGAUUCGAGACGGUUUUCCAUUUACCCGGAUCUAGAUUUGAAGGUCUCAGGGGAUUGGAUAAAAAGCAUCUUAAAGAGAAAUAUCACAAACAUGAAGACGAAUCUUCAAAAGAAGUGGAAGAUUCUGAGCUUCUUGCUGAAGCUAUUCCGGAGGAAAAGAUAAAGAAAGAUAACUCUGAAUUAAAGACAUUCUUAUGA